Telopea speciosissima is the source of this 3205-nucleotide messenger RNA. RefSeq lists its product as uncharacterized. The transcript has 16 exons. Bases 133 to 2649 code for a protein of 838 amino acids. NCBI's taxonomy places the organism in Eukaryota, Viridiplantae, Streptophyta, Magnoliopsida, Proteales, Proteaceae. Gene Ontology annotation, cellular component: mitochondrial outer membrane. The record is from RefSeq and is a predicted model, not a curated record. Gene Ontology annotation, molecular function: ATP hydrolysis activity; ATP binding.
GCGCUUCUGCUUAAGAAGAGGUUAUUGCUUUCUGUUACUAUUUCAGGCGUGCUCUUUCUAUUUGAAGGUUUGGACGAGGGAAGGUGAAGUUCCGACGAAGUGGCCUGGAGAGUUUAUAGGAGUGCGAAGGCAAUGGAGCAAAAACAUUUUCUCAUGUCCGCAUUGGGCGUGGGAGUAGGUGUCGGAGUCGGGCUUGGUUUGGCUUCUGGGCAGACUGUGGGUAGAUGGACGGGAGCCAAUUAUUCUUCAAAUGUCAUUACAGGAGAGCGGAUCGAGCAGGAGUUGCUGCGACAAGUUGUCGACGGCAAACUAAGCAACGUCACCUUCGAUGAGUUUCCUUAUUACCUCAGUGAGCAAACACGGGUGUUACUGACAAGUGCUGCCUAUGUCCAUCUGAAGCAAGCAGAAUUUUCUAAGCAUACUCGGAACCUCUCCCCUGCAAGUCGGGCCAUUUUGCUGUCUGGACCUGCUGAGCUUUACCAGCAAAUGCUUGCCAAGGCAUUGGCCCAUUACUUCGAAGCCAAGUUGCUCUUGUUAGAUGUAACAGAUUUUUCUCUAAAGAUGCUGAGCAAAUAUGGCAGUAAUAGCAACAAAGAACCCUCCUUCAAGAGAUCCAUUUCAGAGAUGACAAUGGAGCGGAUGUCCAAUUUACUUGGUUCCUUUUCAAUGCUUCCUCCUAGAGAGGAAACCAAAGGUACAUUGCGGAGGCACAGCAGCGGUGUAGAUAUCAGGCCAAGGGAAAUUGAAUGUUCUAAUAUUCCUCAGAAGCUUCGUAGAAAUGCCUCUGCUGCAGCUGACAUCAGUAGCCUUGCUUCACAAUCCGCUACCGUUAAUUCAGCUCCUCUGAAGCGCACCAGCAGCUGGGCUUUUGAAGAAAAACUUCUUAUACAAUCACUGUACAAGGUUCUAGUUUCAUUGUCAAAAACCAGUCCACUUGUCCUCUAUGUCAGGGAUGUUGAAAACCUUAUCUUCCGAUCACAAAGGAUAUACACAUUGUUCCAGAAAAUGUUGAAUAAACUAUCAGGAUCUGUUUUGAUACUUGGUUCACGGAUGUUGGAUCCGGGUAAUGACUAUGGAGAAGUGGAUGAGAGGCUUACCCUUCUAUUCCCUUAUAACAUUGUUAUUAGGCCACCUGAAGAUGAGACACACCUUGUGAACUGGAAAUCACAACUGGAAGAGGACAUGAAGAUGAUCCAGUUUCAGGAUAACAGAAACCACAUUAUUGAGGUUCUUGCUUCAAAUGAUCUUGACUGUGAUGAUCUGGGCUCAAUCUGCCUUGCAGACACAAUGGUUCUCGGUAAAUACAUAGAAGAAAUUGUGGUAUCAGCAAUUUCUUACCAUUUGAUGAAUAACAAGGAUCCUGAAUACAGAAACGGCAAGCUUGUUAUUUCAUCCAAGAGUUUGUCCCAUGGGCUGAGCAUAUUCCAGGAAGGUAAUUCUGUUGGUGAAGACACUCUAAAACUGGAAGCAAAUGCUGAAGCUGCGAAGGAACCAGAAGGGGAAGAGACUGCUGGAGUGAAACCUGAAUCAAAGGUUGAAGGUCAGACCCCUGAAAGCAAAACUGAAGCAGCAGUUCUUGUGGUGAAGAAGGAUGGUGAGAAUCAAGCCCCUCCAUCAAAAGCGCCUGAAGUUCCUCCAGACAAUGAAUUUGAGAAGCGCAUAAGGCCUGAAGUCAUCCCUGCAAGUGAGAUUGGAGUGACAUUUGCAGAUAUUGGUGCACUAGAUGAGAUUAAAGAAUCUCUUCAGGAGCUGGUCAUGCUCCCCCUUCGAAGGCCAGAUCUUUUCCAAGGAGGGCUUCUAAAACCUUGCAGAGGAAUAUUGCUAUUUGGGCCUCCUGGUACUGGGAAGACAAUGCUGGCCAAGGCCAUUGCCAAUGAGGCUGGAGCAAGCUUUAUUAAUGUCUCCAUGUCUACCAUCACUUCAAAAUGGUUCGGGGAAGAUGAAAAGAAUGUCCGAGCCCUUUUCACCCUUGCAGCAAAGGUCUCUCCUACAAUUAUUUUUGUGGAUGAAGUUGACAGUAUGCUUGGGCAAAGGACCAGAGUUGGGGAACAUGAGGCCAUGAGGAAGAUUAAGAAUGAGUUUAUGGCACAUUGGGAUGGGCUGUUGACGAAACCCGGUGAACGAAUCCUUGUUCUGGCUGCUACAAAUAGACCAUUUGAUCUCGAUGAAGCAAUUAUUAGGCGGUUUGAGCGCCGAAUUAUGGUUAGCCUGCCAUCUGUGGAGAACAGGGAAUCAAUCUUGAAAACACUAUUGGCAAAAGAGAAGGUUGAAGAAAGACUAGACUUUAAGGAGCUUGCAACCAUGACAGAGGGGUACAGUGGGAGUGAUCUUAAGAACUUGUGCACGACAGCUGCUUAUCGGCCUGUCAGAGAGCUAAUCCAACAAGAGAGACUGAAGGAUUUGGAGAGAAAGCGGAGAGCUGAGGAAGGACAAAACUCGGAAGACGGUCCAGAUACAAUAGAAGAACCUAAAGAAGAGAGAGUAAUUACCCUCAGACCAUUGAAUAUGGAAGACAUGAGACAGGCAAAGAAUCAGGUAGCAGCCAGUUUUGCAGCCGAGGGAUCUAUAAUGAGUGAGCUGAAGCAGUGGAAUGACUUGUAUGGGGAAGGAGGUUCAAGGAAGAAGGAGCAAUUAUCAUACUUCCUUUAGAGAGGGAAAAAGAAGGCAAUUAUAUACACCAAUUGAACAGAUACAUUCUCUUCGAAAGAGAGAGAGAAAGCUUUUGAGGAAGGUGUCACUUGAAACUUAAGUGUCUGGACACCUGAAUUGCUGAAGAAUCAAUCAAAACCACUGGCAGCAAAGGUGAAUGUAAAUCCACUGCAAAUGUAGUUUGCUCGAGUUGGCAUUUGAUGUUCUUCACCUUCAAUAUAUUAGGUUAUUGGUGUGGAAUUGUAGAGCAAGUUCCUGGUUUCCUUUCUAACAUGCUUCACCUGAGAAUGCAUCGAGGGGACAAAAUUAGAGGGACUUGUCUACAUCUCUGAGGUUAUGGUGAUCCAUAGGUUAUGCUGGCAACCAACUGCCUCCAAUUGCUGCUGUGUUGAUUGUGGUGUUGUGUUGUGUUGUGUUGUUGUUGUAGUAUUUGGAAGUGUUUUAUGUUUUUCAUAUUGUAGGAGAAAGAACAACUAAUUCUAUUGAGAUUAUUUAAAAUAUUUGUGUAAGCAAUGAGGAAGUAGCUUGUUUUUAUUCUUAACUUGUGAUUUCCCUU